Agelaius phoeniceus (red-winged blackbird) is the source of this 2694-nucleotide messenger RNA. NCBI's taxonomy places the organism in Eukaryota, Metazoa, Chordata, Aves, Passeriformes, Icteridae. The record is from RefSeq and is a predicted model, not a curated record.
AUGGCGGGCGCCGGGCGGGGCCUGCGGGGCGAAACGGGGGCGGGAGGGGACGGGACCCCCGAACCCUCCGAGGUGACACCGGGGGGACCCCAAAUUUUGGGGGGGUCCCCAAAACCCCCCAACCAAUGGGAGGGGGGGGGGGAACCGCAAUCCCCCACAGCGGAGGGGUACGGGACAGAGCCCCCCCCCCAUUCCCGGCAGCAGUAGCGGCGUCACCCCAGGGGAACCGAGGGAUCCCCAGCGCGGGGGGGGCGGGAGGCGCCGCAGGCCCGGGGGAGGGCGCCGGCGGUUGGGGGGUUACCGGGCCCGGUGCGGGAGGGAAGCGGAGCACCGGGGAGCCGCUGCAAGGGGCAGGGGCGCGGGUUCGGGGGCGGGGCAGGGGGGUCCGCCCGUACCGGGGGCCGGGGACGCUGCGCUGGGGCCGCGGCCGCUGCCGGAGCCGCUCCCGGGGCCGCCGCGCUCAGCGGCCAUUCAUUGUGCGGCAGGCGCGACCGGCCGAGCGCCGAGCGCGCCGCCCGCGCCUGCGCGACCAGCCGAGCGCCGAAUCAUCCACCCGCGCCGCCCGGUGACCACGCGGAGUUUUAAGGGGGGAGAGGCGGAAAACGCGCGGGGAACGGGCGGGGAACGCGUGGGGAGCGCGAAGGAAAGGCGCGGGGUGCUGGCGCACCGUGUCCCGCGGGCGGGGUGCGGCGGGAUCGGUUCCUCCCGGCGCCGCCGGCGGGCAAUGCCGCGGGAUGGCGUUUGGGAGAGGCGGGCGGAGGUUUUCUAACCCUGCGCGGCCGCCGUGGUCACGUGAGCGGCGCAAGAUGGCGGCGCCCAUCCGCCGCACUCAGGACCCUCUGCAGAGCCCCCCCGGUGCCUCCCACCAUGGACGGAGCCGGGCCGGGGGCGAUCCCGGAGGGGUCGGGGGCGACCCCCGAGGGCUCGGCCGGACCCCCCCCAGAGCGAGGGGGAGCCCCCGGUACCGGCGAGACGCUGAUCACCGAGGGCCGCGCCACCAUCGUCUUCCCCAGCGCCAACGAGGUUUUCUACAACCCCGUGCAGGGCUUCAACCGCGACCUGACCUGCGCUGUCCUGACGGAAUUCGCUCGGCUCUGGCUGCGCCCCAAAGGAAUUCGGGUCGUUCUUCCCGGCGAGGAGGAGCCGGGGGGGAGCCCCCAGAGCCCCCCCGAGGCCGGGGACCCCCCAGGAGCCCCUGAGACCCCGCGGACGGCGCGGCCGGGAGAGCCCUGCGAGGGUGGGCUCCGUGUGCUGGAGGCCCUGGCAGCCUCGGGGCUCCGCUCCCCUCGGGGCUCCGCUUCCGUGCGCUUUGCCCGGGAGGUUCCGGGGCUCGGGGCCAUCGUGGCCAGCGACUGCUCCCCCCGGGCCACCGAGCUGAUGGCGCGGAACGUGGCCAGGAACGGCGUGGAGGGGCUGGUGACACCACAGCUGGCUGAUGCCAGGAUGCUGAUGUACCAAAGCAAAGCCCAGCGCCAGCCCUUCGACGUCAUCGACCUGGAUCCCUACGGGAGCCCCGCGCCCUUCCUGGACGCGGCCGUGCAGGCCGUCAGCGAGGGGGGUCUGCUGUGCGUCACCUGCACGGACAUGGCGGUGCUGGCCGGCAACAGCGCCGAGACCUGCUACAGCAAAUACGGCGCCGUGUCCCUCAAGGGCAAGUUCUGCCACGAGAUGGCGCUGAGGAUCGUCCUGCACAGCCUGGACCUGCGCGCCAACUGCUACCAGCGCUUCGUGGCGCCGCUGCUGUCGGUCAGCGCCGAUUUCUACGUGCGCGUCUUCGUCAGGGUCUUCACGGGCCAGGCCAAGGUCAAGGCUUCGGCCAGCAAGCAGGCGCUGGUGUUUCACUGCACGGGGUGCGGCUCGCACCACCUGCAGCGCCUGGGCAGGGCCAGCAGCCACGGCAGCAGCUUCAAGUACAGCCCGGCCACGGGACCGCCUGUGGGUCCCACCUGCGAGUUCUGCCAGCAGCGCCACCAGGUGGGGGGCCCUGUGUGGGCUGAGCCCCUGCACGACCCCAGCUUUGUGGAGGGGGUGCUGGCGGCGCUGGAGAGGAGCCCCGGGCGCUUCCAGACGGAGCCGCGCAUGCGGGGGAUGCUGAGCGUCAUCGCCGAGGAGCUGAGCGAUGUCCCCCUGUACUACACCCUGGACGGGCUGAGCAGCACCGUCCGCAGCAACACGCCGGCGCUGCUGCAGCUCAGGUCGGCCCUGCUGCACGCGGGGUUCCGCGUCUCGCUGUCCCACGCCUGCCGCAACGCCGUCAAGACGGACGCGCCGCCGGCCGUGCUCUGGGACAUCAUGCGCUGCUGGGCCAAGCUGCACCCGGUGAAGCUGGAGCGGCUCCCGGACUCCAGCCCGGCCGCCCGGAUCCUCUCGGUGGAGCCCACGCUCCAGGCUUCCUUUGCCCUCCACGAGGACGCCAACCCCAGCUCCCGCAGGCGCGGCCUCAAGAGGUUCCCCGAGAACCCCGAAGCUUUUUGGGGUCCCAAGGCCAGGGCCAAGCCCGGGGGGGGCAUCGCCCCCUCCCUGCAGGAGAAGAGGGAGAGGCUCCAGAACAAGAGGAGGCAGCGCCGGGACGGGGCCGGGCUGAAACAAUUCCCCUGCAAACGCUUCAAGGAGGGCACCUGUCCCCAAGGCGAGCAGUGCUGUUACUCCCACCACGAGCCCCCUCCCCAUUAAAACAAAUUUUUUUUACCCAAA